AUGUGGCUGGGACUCUGCCGUGGUUGUCGUCGUCAUUUACUGGACGCGACAUUAAGUUAUUUGGAGAAACUAGGGAGCAUGCAAUCCCACUCCAAGAGAGUGAAUCCAGGAGAAUCUAUUGUUUCAAAUUCCAGAUCUGAGGACGGUAUGAAUGAGGAAGAUGCUGCGGCUGCCAAACAAACAUCAAGUACUCUACCUCUGCACCCAGAUAGAAAUCAUGGAGUUGACGGUCAGAAUCAGUUUGCAUCAACUGUACAGCCAAGGAUCGAAGGCCUUAUGCAGCCCCCACAGCUUGAACUUGUUGGGCACUCAAUUGCAUGUGCUUCAAAUCCUUGCGAUCCAUAUUAUGGAGGAAUUAUGGCGGCUUAUGGUCAACCUUGGGUUCCACCUCACUUAUUUGACUUGCAUCCUGCAAGGAUGCCAUUGCCCCUGGAGAUGGAGCAGGAGCCUGUUUAUGUCAAUGCCAAGCAGUACAAUGGGAUCCUGCGAAGAAGGCAGAUGCGUGCUAAAGCCGAGCUUGAAAAGAAAUUGAUAAAAGUUCGAAAGCCUUAUCUUCACGAGUCCCGACACCAACAUGCUUUGAGGAGGGAAAGAGGAUCGGGUGGGCGCUUUACAAAAAAGUCUGAUGCAGCUACUUCGAAGGGGGAAGAUUCUGGUUCAACAGUCUCAUCACAAUCUAUCAGUUCAUCAGGUUCCAAAGCAUUGCCCGUCAAAUCUAGUGAAGCAAAUGUGCCCAAGGCUCAGAAUGCACGCAACAAUGAUGCCUGCAGUUUCAGAAAUCAAAGUAACGAGCAGGAGCCAGCAUAUCAGACAGGGGAAGGACGUACAUCAGGCCAGCAGUGGGGAAACAUCCCGUCCAACCAUGCAUUUGCCAUGAAGUAA
Molecule: messenger RNA, 882 nt
Organism: Fraxinus pennsylvanica
Lineage: Eukaryota; Viridiplantae; Streptophyta; Magnoliopsida; Lamiales; Oleaceae
Source: the annotation of a GenBank genome assembly